UCAGACUUUGGACACGGGACUUAUGGCUUAUGCUGCUAUUACUUCUCUUAUGAACACCAUACAACAAUCUAUGCAACUUACUAGAUGUAAUUUGCGAUCGUUCUAUGAAAAGCUUGAAUCCUUGAGAUCUAUUAUGGAGAAACUUUGUAAUAUAACAGAAGAUAUUGAAGCACUGACAAGCUUGGAAGCUGAAAUCAAAGAGGUAGCAUUCAGCGCAGAAGAUAAGGUUGACUCGAGAUCAAUAAAAGUUCUUUGUUUAAAAACACCAACUUUACGAAACAACGCUUUCUGGAAACUCUGUUGUUGCUUGGAACAAGCGGUAGAACGCAUUGAUUCCAUCAUGAAACAGUGGAUGGCGAUACGGGACUGGUACACUAACAUCAAAGGUUUGAAAGCACAAAAGUUUUCUCUAGCCAGUAUACCUGAACGUGUUGUAGAGCCCGAGAAUAUUAUGGUUGGCCAUGAAAUUGAGUUCGAGAUGAUGCAGGAUCAGCUUGCCAGAGGAUCAAGUGAACUAGAAGCUGUCUCCAUUAUAGGGAUGGGUGGCAUCGGUAAGACAACUUUAGCUAACAAGCUUUACACAGAUUCAUUCAUUAUGUCUCGCUUUGACAUUCGUGCAAAAGUUACUGUUUCACAAGAGUAUUGCGUGAGAAAUGUACUACUAGGACUUCUUUCUUCUAUAAGUGGAAGGACUAAUGAAUAUUUUGAGCAAGAUGAUGGCCAACUAGCAGACCAACUGCAAAAGCUUCUAAAAGGCAGGAGAUACUUGAUCGUCAUUGAUGACAUAUGGACUACAGAAGCUUGGGAUGAUAUAAAGUUAUGUUUCCCGGACUACACCAAUGGAAGCCGAAUACUCUUGACCACUCGGAAUGUGGAAGUAGCUGAAUAUGCUAGCUCAGGUAACCCUCCUUGUCAAAUGCGCCUUUUAGAUUUUAAUGAAAGUUGGGAUUUACUGCACAGAAAGGUCUUUGAGAAAGAUUGUUUCUCUCCUGAAUUUGAAAAAAUUGGAAAAGAAAUUGCAUUAAAAUGCGGAGGAUUACCUCUAGCAAUUGCUGUGAUUGCUGGACUUCUCUCCAAAAUUGGUAAAGUAUUGGAUGAGUGGCAAAGUGUUGCCGAGAAAGUAAGAUCAAUGGUAAGCACUGAUGUUGACGUCCAAUGCAUGAGAGUGCUUGCUUUGAGUUAUCAUCACUUGCCACAUCACCUAAAAGCAUGUUUUUUGUAUUUUGGAAUCUUCCCAGAGGAUGCUGAGAUUUAUGCCGAUAAACUCUUGGAAUUAUGGGCAGCGGAUGGAUUUUUGAAGGUAGAAGAGAUGAAAAGCAUAGAAGAAGUGGCAGAAAAAUGUCUAAAAGAUCUAAUAGAUAGAAGUUUAAUUUCCAUCCACUAUGUGACAGGUGAUGGACGUGUCAAGUUUUGUAGAAUACAUGAUGUGAUCCGUGAACUCUGCUUGAAGGAAGCUCGAAAUAUGAAUAUUGUGAAUUUUAUUGGAGAAAAGAAUGAUCAAAAUCCAUCUGCACAAUCCAUGCAUUUUUCCUCAAAUAGUCGAGGUCGGACCAGUACCCAAUUGAACUACCGUAUUAUUGUGAAAAAAUUGGCUAGAUGUCCUAAUAAUGAGGCUCGUUCUAUUUUCUUUUUCAAUAGUAAGUCAGGGUUCAUGUCAGAGUUGUUGCCUUUCAAGCUAGUAAGAGUACUAGAUCUUUCUUUAAUGAAUUUUAUUGUUUUUCCAAGCGGGAUACUUGAUCUAAUUCACUUGAGAUACCUAGCUUUGCGUCUUUCUCCUACUGUGCAUUACUAUCUAGGAAAAGAGACUCUCUCAUCAAUAGACAUUCCUCCUUCCAUAUCUAGACUAUGUUAUUUGGAAACUUUUAUUCUUGGUCAGCCACAUUACGAGGCCCCACGACAUCCUCUUAUAUUACCAUCGGAAAUUUUGACUAUGCCACAACUGAGACACCUCCGCUUGGGCUGGAAUUACUUGCAUUAUCAUGAGCUUACAGAGAACAGUUUGGUUCUGAAAAAUUUGCGACAUCUCUCAGGGUGGAAUCCUUGGUAUUGUACUGGAUCUUUCUUCAGACUAUUUCCCAAUUUAAAGAAGUUGGAAAUAUGGGGUGUUGAAGAAGACUUUCGUAGUCGCAAGGACCUCUAUGAUUUUCGCUGCUUAGAUCAACUCGAGGAAUUGGAGUUUCAUAUGUCUCAUCUAAAUUAUCAUGCUUGCUUUCUAGAAAGCAUUACACCUUCAGGUGCUACUCCACAAGAUCCUCUGAGGUUUCUGAAAAUGCCAGGUCCAACUCCUACACAUACUAUUCCACCUACUCCAGAUGCUGUUCCACCUUUGCUCCUACCUCCUCCGGAUGCUUUUCCACAAAAUCUGAAGACAUUAAGUCUUUAUAUGACUUGUUUGUGGUGGAAGGAUUUGAGCAUUGUUGGUAAAUUGCCCAAACUCGAGGUUCUUAAACUAAUAGCUGAUCCUUGUAAAGGGAAAGAGUGGGAAGUAGUUGAGGAUGGUUUUCCUUGCUUGAAGUUCUUGUACCUGGAAGAAGUGGAUUUUAAGUACUGGAGAGCUAGUUGUCAUCACUUUCCCUGCCUUGAACGACUAGUUAUUGUACAUUGUUGGUGUUUGGAUUCAAUCCCUCAAGAUUUUGCAGAUAUAACCACACUUGUUCGUAUUAGUGUAACUGGGUGUGCAGAAUCUGUUGGGAUUUCUGCCGAGCAAAUUCAACAGGACAUGCUAGACAACUAUGGUAGUUCAUCCCUUGUGGUCCAUAUAGGAUCCGUGUUCAAGCCUAAAGAGGAAGAGGAAGAGGAAGAGGAAGAAGAAACAUAUUGAUCAACUUGAGGAAUUGAAAUAUCAAAUGAAAAUGUCAUUGGUACAGUUGCUUUGAUCAUUCUCAAGAUUAAUAAAAUUAAAUUAAUCAUGAUUAUACUUCCUAAAUUUGGCCAUCAACAAUAUCUCUUUUGUACUUUAAAGAUUAAGAACUACUCAAGAAGAUAUAAUGUCUUGGGAAAAUAGGUGAUCACAAAUAAGAAUCUGAUCUUUAUUUGAGCCACUAAGUUUAAUUAUACCUUUUCCCUAUUAUACAACCGUUUUUGUUUAAAUAAAAAAUAGUUUUUGUAAUCCAAACAGUAAAGUGUUAAGUUUUUUUAAAAAAAAAAAAUUGCUUCAUGUGAAAUUGUUCCAACAGUAAAAAUCUGCUAUAACAUAUAAUUCUUUAUAGCAAGCUGAAUACAGUAACCUACAAUUACCUUCUUUAAUAAGUUAAAUUGCAUUGACAGCGUAAAAAUUCUUUACGUUGUCAUUGGAUCUAUUCAAAUCCGUCCAAUAAUGUGUAAGUUCUUAUACGUACAUGCUCUUUCUUACUAUAAUUUUCUCUCGUUCCUUAAUUUUGGGAAAUCUAUUUUUUUUUUUUUCUGCAGAAACAGGUGAUGACCUUAAUUAAGGUGCCACACUGAUUAGCCAGUUCUAUGAAAGAAAAGUCAAUUCAUAACUUAAUUUUAUAUGAUUUUGAGUAUAGCCGUCUGUCAGUGUUUUUUUAAAUGCUCCAAAUUUUAUGUACAUAUUUAGCAAUUCCAAUUUUGGUGGAUUUUUUAUUUGUAUGUUCUAAAUUUUGGUAGGUCAAAAUUGGAGUUUUGUUUAGUCUUUUCUAGAUGUUGGUGGAUUAUAAUAAAAAUAGACCUGUAUAAACAAGGAAAUGAAAACUUCUCCUUCAGUAAGCAGGGUAAGGUUGCGUACGAUAUCUGCAAAGUUGUAUCCAUAUGACCAGGAAGUCAAGGGUUCAAGCCGUGAAAACAACCUCUUGCAGAAAUGCAGGGUAAGACUGCGUACGAUAGACCUUUGUAGUCUGGCCCUUCUCCGGACCCCACACAUAGCGGGAGCUUAGUGCACCGGACUACCUUUGUUUAUUAUUAUUAUUAUUAUCAGAAGGAAGAAGAUGUCUUACAAGCUUAAGAGAUAUGGACCUCAACAGAUGUUUCAUAGUUGUCUUGCAUGUCCUGUUGAAUCUGCUCGGCGAAUUCCCGACAGAAUUUUCAGUAGCUUAUAUCAAUUAGAGCAAGUGUGACUAUAUCUGCAAAAUCUUGGGGUAUUGAA
This is a messenger RNA of Nicotiana tabacum (common tobacco), 4081 nucleotides long. NCBI's taxonomy places the organism in Eukaryota, Viridiplantae, Streptophyta, Magnoliopsida, Solanales, Solanaceae. The record is from RefSeq and is a predicted model, not a curated record.